AUGAGUUCCAUGAAGAAAGGAGAGAGUGCCUCAACGGCUUCAGGCGUUGACGAGCGAACAGAGACUUAUAAAAGCGCUACAACUGAAGCAACAAGUACAACAAGGUUUGGAGAUGAUGUCUACUCUUACACUCGGGUGUCGAAAAUCUCCAAAGGAUUCUUCGACAACGACGAUCUUGCGUUGAGACAUUAUGACGAAGCAAAGGACACCUUCACCGCGCUCGAGGCAGCUUACAAGAGACUCCUUUUGCAAGUGGAGGCUUCGAAACAAGAGCGGCGAUACGAGGUAAAUUUUUUUAUAUGAUUACUCAAAACAUUUUGAAGAUGCCCUUUAGGGGCAGAUUGUGCUUGUUUACAAAUUUAGAUGCAACGGUGAUUUUCAUCCUCUUAAAAAUUCCUCAGUCUUUACUAUCAUGUUACGAUAAUUCUCGAUCUUCCGCUAUUUUACUGUACUUUUCCCAAAUACAUGAUUGAUUUCAUUAAAUCUUUGGUAAUAUUUUAUAACCCCGAUCACGCAAGGCAACUACGUUACUGGUGCAGCAAAUUUCCUACCUCGGACCCGAGAAGUAUGGUUACUUUUUAAUCUGUCUCAAAUCCAGAAUAUGAAUAUCCGGAAGUAGUUAGUUUUUUCUCCAAGUUGCUCUGUUUAUUUCCUUCGAGAAACACAUGUUCCCAUGUAGCAAUUAAAUCUAUGAUUAACCAGCAAUUAGUUAAAGAAAUUAGCUUUUUACUGGUGUCGAAAAUAAAGAAUGUUAGUCGAAAUAUCGUGAACUUACAGCAUUUGAACUUCUCUACACGACCACAAGUUAAACAGAACGGUCACGGCUAUCUCAGUGCUGGGUUGUUUUAACAUGUUAUUUUAAUAGUUUCCAAUGCUGCGUACAACACAAAGUAUAUUUUAAAAUGAAACUUUUAAUGUUCUUGAUAAAACACUGGGCGCCCUGCAAUCUAGAUACUUACAAUGAAACUCCUCCUCGCGACCAACCAGUAUACCGUAUACAGACCAUUUGGUCAUUACGACCAGGAUUUUAUGGCCAAACGCUGGUCGUUUUCAACCCCUUUACUUCCAGAAAAAGAGGCCAAAGUCUAAAUUAGACACAAAAUUUUAAAAUUCAUUUUGCAAAAUAAUGAAAAACAAAAAGUACCAUGUGAAAGUACUGCAAAAGAGGUUCAUUUGAAUGAUAACACCAUAGGAUUUUGUUUACAGACGCAAAAGUUCGAACCAUGUUACGAGACUCCCUAACUCACUGUAGCAGGGGUCAAUUAAAACAGGAUUCCACUUUUGUGGGUGACAUUUAAAAGAUAACGUUAAAUUUUUCUGGGUAGUGUGUUUUUAAGUCUUGUCUCCAUAAUCUUGUUGCUUAAGUUGACCUAAAUAACGCCGAAAACUAAAAACCAAAUUACCAACGUGUUAUUCUGCAAUUCAAUUGUCUACGUUUUCUCGUGUGAAAGUUCGUGAUGAGGGGAUUAAUGUUGCCAUUAUCCCUAUAUUAAUAGCCUCCUUUAACUGAGAUAUUAAAAACUAGCCUCUAAUUAUUGUCUUAGGGGAUUUUAAUUGUUUCUUGAAUAAUAAUUCUCAUAGGAACAAGCUUCAUGAUGUAUGCCGGAAUUAUUUUAAAAGUCUAAUGCAUCUUUUUUCCAAGAUUUUCUUUUACUUUCUCGUUUGCGUGGUUCUUAUCUCAUAGAAGUUUUGUGAUAACGCCAAUAUGAAGUGUCUUAACACAAUUAGAUGUUAAUUGAAUUAGAUAAACUAAUGCGCCCUAUUUAGAUGUAGUAUUGGUCUCUCCGAGUGAAAAUCUCUGACGUUUUCUAUUACGAGCAAACAUGAAAGAACAGAUACUUUGAUUGCAACAAAGACCAUUAUAGAGGAUCUUUGGAGCAAUCUCUUUCAUCAAAGAGCUAUUCAAAUGGACGCUAAUAUCAGUUUGAGCAGUGCUUUUUCGCUUUUUUCUCCGCAAUUAAGGUUGAGAGAAGUACAUGUUACAUUAAAAUGACUUCUGGAAAGUAAAUGAAAAAGUCUCAUUUUUGGAUAAAACUCUAGCGUGUAACUACUCUCGUUACAAUUGUUUGACUUGUACUUCUUGUAGUAACUUGUAUAACUUUUGAGUCGGCGUGACCACCAUUCAAAUCAUGAAAGCUGCUGAGCUGUACUUUACUGGUCCUCAGUUUAUCUGAUUUUAAACUGCUAUUUUGCGCGUGAAAUCCUAUGGUGUAACCACUCAUUGACAAAUGAACGCCACUGUCCAGUACUUUCCUAAAAUACUGUUAAUUAGGCUGUUAAGGGUGGUAUGAACAGUGGAGUCUACGAAAGAAAUCAAAUGGUGUGACCACUCAAAUGAAAGUUACUGAGCACUGCUCUACUUUGGUGCUGUUCAUAAUAUGUUUUCUAACUUUUAAGCCUAUGGAUAUAAUCCUCGAAGUAACAUCGCAUCAUUCUCCUGAAAAAAUCUUCUAAGCAUUACUUUUUUUCUGUGCCGUGUGGUAUUGUUUGUCAUAUUUCACAAGGUGAUUACAGCUUUUGAGUCUGUGUAUGAAAUCAUGAAGUGUAAGCUAAGCCAAUGAGCGUUACUUUGCUUCGUCGGCUGUACAAUACUUUGCUAAGGCUUAAUAGAGGGAUUAAAACGUGGAUUAAUAGUACGCCUUUACAUCAUACUUUCAUAUUUUCAUGGCAUGCUCCUAGCAAAAUCAGCAACAAUUAUACUGAAAAAAAAGCAGCUUCGAGAGCGCUGUUGGAUGAGUUUACUUUCCUCAUUUGCAAAACAAAAAUUGAAAAGAUAAUUUUUUUCCUGUCGUCUGGUGGUGGCAGAUACGUGGUGACCUUUGAAUUGAAGUAUACUAUUUCGAACGCCCGUUUGAUGGGACAGUUUCCGGACCAAAUAGAUCAAGUUUUCCAUUGGCAAUAAGCCCUGGCAAUUUAGGCUAGGAAAUCACUCGAAUGUAGGGGUCACUUAUUCAACUCCAUUGGACCACUUUCAUCGUUAAACAUUUCAUAGUUUGUUGAUACAGUAAUGAGAGAACAAUCUAGUUCGUUGCCGUUACACAGAAAGAUUUUAUCUUUGAAAUAAAAGGAAUAAGAGCUAAGCUCUUUAUGGACGUCCCUGCUAGCAGAGGUCUCUCACGACAAGACAAAAAGGCUUACUGAGAAAAACAAAAUAACUAGAGUUUCGUUUUUUAUCCAGAUAACUUUGUUGAUGAAGGCUUUAUGUCUAGCGUCCUGCAGCGUGACCGUGUAGAACAAUACGUCUCUGUUGUGCUUUUUUUCUUUUGAAACGACUUGAACAGUAUUUUGUACAAUGCUGAAUUCGACAUGCAUAUUACUGUCUGCUGUACAAGGUGGUUCUACCAUUUAAAUCUAAUGGAUCACAGCCUUACGCCUGACCUGUCAAAUGAAUGCUUCUGAUGCAGUAUUUUCUAAUGGUACUGUUUAUUAUGCUGUAAAGUGUGGCUCUAACGUUUGAGCAGUGAAUGGAAUCCUAACGCGCCGAACGUUCAAAUAAAACGAGACUGAGGAGCACUUUCCUGUGGUGCUAUUUAUUUCGAACAGGCUCUAUCUUUUGACACUGUUCACGAAAUUCGAAAAUGUGACAUUUUCAAAGUAAAAAAUACUCCCCUGUCACGGAGUCCCACAACCUGUUUCUGUAACGUUUGUGAUGUAAUUUUUUAACAUAUGAGAUUUAUCAUAAGCUUUAGAACAGUGAUCGCGAAAAAUGUUUAUAGAACAAUGCAAAACAAACGGUAUCCUACCUGUGGUUCAUUCAAGCCGGCUCAGAUUAGAUCAAUUUGAGUGAUUUUGAAGGAUUAAGCAAAGUUCUCGGACAGUGUCUAUUUUGUCUAUUGUUAGACGUGCAGUCAUCUGUAGGAACCGUUAUUUUUCUGAAAGAUGAUAUUUACUGUAAUGAAAUUCAAAAAUUCCAUCUUUCCUUGUAAGAUGAUAUGUUGUAGAUGCGUAGCUUGCGAGUUUCAGUUUGGUCAGUUUGAUUAUUUGUGUUUCCAGUCUGGGCUUUCUACGUACGGACAGUUGUCUUGACCCUGGGAUAUCAACUUCAUACAAUUCCCACCUCUAUAAUACAGAAAUGUCUGUGAUGGUAAUGCGGUUACUUGGCUUUGAACGACUAUCUGACCUUCCUAAUAUGGAAGUUCACCAGGCCUUAAUUUCGAUUACACUGCUUGCUUGUUGACUUUGUUCCUUUAGUGACCGUAUUAAGGUAGUAUAACUGUAAUGCAGACACCUAUGUAAUGCAGACACUUCACUCUUUCCCUUUGGUUUCCCAUAUUUAUAAGGUAGUUUGUCUGUAAUACAGAGACUUGAAUCUUCCUUUAGUGUCAUUCUUAAGGAGGUAUGACUGUAAUAUAAUGUAAUGAUUACAAUACCAUCAACUCAGUGGAAUGAUCAGUGAUUAAAAUAUCAUCAUCCAUUUCCAAUUAAACGUCAUUCCUGCAAAGGUAUUCCAGUCUGUAAUCUUCUGUGUUAAACCAGUCAACACGUCGAAUCGCUCUUUAAUAUUAAUAAUUCUAGUAUCAUAGAUAUUUCCAUUUUAAUAAGAUUCUUGGAAAUGACAGGUUUUUGCGUUCAACGCUGAUUAUUCAUUGCGUUAGUUUAAUGCAGUUUGUAUUUUUUUUUUUUUAAUUUGAGUUUGUUUUUUCUUCCUUUUUGUCAAGCGAUCCUGAAAUGCUUUAUAGAUCUCAAGUCUAGUGUUUGGUUUACGCUAGGCUCAGAAGACCAAACCAUGAUUUGUGACACUUGAAACUUUUUUCAUCUCCCACUUAUUCCACCACAUUCUUUCGAGCACAAUGACGGGAAAACGCUGAAGACAAUUUUUUUAUUAUCCGUGGGUGACGAGCACGAAAAAUCAAUGUAAUCGACCAAUUCAAUCAUAAAAGUUCCUCGAAAUCGGUUUGUUCUUAACUUUCUACUGUAUACCCUCGGGCUCGUUUCAGUUUCCAGGCGGAUGAAAUUUUGGAUGUACCAAAAUGUUGUUGACGGACCAAGGCACAAAUUUGAGUUUCCUGUUUUUCUUCAUCAUGUCGGAAAAAGGCAGCAUAUUGAAAUAGUUUGCGCGCCAUUCGACAAGAAAAGUGACCGGCGGCCUUAAGUAUGUACAGGUAUAUCUUUUGUACCCUUGAGCAUGGCACAUGUUUUGUCGUGGAUAGUAAUAAAAUUUCAUGGCGCUGUGUUUAAUGUUAUUGGCAGCCCUUUUCGUUGGAAACUUUGCCUGUAAAGUGUGUUUUUGAUUUAAAUAGUUGUCGAAGGGAGAGACCUUGAAAAACAAAAUGGUCCUUGAAAAAGACCUUGAUUUCCUGUUUGAUCCGCCCGUUAUUCGUGUUAUCUUACUUCCCUGUAGGUGAAAACACGGGUAAGGAUGUUUGAAAUAGUUUGGCCCCGGGUCAAUCGAUGUACAGUCAAACCUUUGUUAAAGGGGCUGUGUCACUGCAGUCCAGUUCAUUUUGUUUUAUUUUGCCAAUUACUCGCCCUCAAUCACAAUGGAACUUAAAGUAGGCAAAGAAAUUACAUGUAAAUGACAGAAUCAGAGAUUAGACACAAACAGAUAUGCCCCCUAAGCAUUAUCUUUGAAGCUGCAAACAGCAGAGAAAAACUUUGAAAAACUGUUAGGCUGAACAGUUUUCAAAAACCCUAAUUUCAAUCCGUUUCAAUCUUCUUCAGUUUUGCCCAUCCGUGGCAUCUGUUGUAUCUGUUGUGUUAUUUUAACCUUCCUUUAAUGUUUUACGCGGUCAUUUUUAUGUUUCUUUUAAUUUAACGGGCAUUUUGCAAUGACCUGAUUUGGCUGAAUUUCGAACCUGUAUUAGUUACUUGUCUUUUCCUUUCUUUUGGCACAAGAAGAGGUAGAAACACUUUGAGAACAAUAUUUCGUGCGAUGGAUAUUUCACUCUGUCACCCUCUUUAUUUUCUUGAUAAACUCUUAGGUUUUUUCUUAUCGAAGCUGUAUUAAAAGGUCAAGCUGUAUUAAACGGUCAGUUGGCAAUUCCCCAACGGUGACCACGUAAUACAGAUCUAACUGUAUUCAACAUAUUUAACAUAUGCCAAAUUAAUUAAGUUUGGUUCGUGUGUAGCACUAGUGCGCCGUUUUACCCAGUUAAGUUUGGGUUCGGCUAAGCCAUCCUUCACUUCUACUAUACUCUAGUUGCGAAGAGCGUCUUUUUAGUGAACCUUUGUCGAAUACGUGUUUCAGCGUAUUCAGUGCUUAUAACUUCAACGUCAACUGACAAAGAAAAAUGACAACCUGUUGUUUCAAAUACUUAACUUUUGCACGCGGCGAGCAACUGUAUUACGCCCUUGCAUAACAAAAAUCAAAACGACACGUAAAAGUAGAUUACUGGAGGUAACGCUGAGAAGGCCUUUAAAAAUAUAGUAUCUCACGUAACCAACCUCUCUUUUCGUCUCCCUUCCCCUCCCCGCUAGAAAAGCCUGAUUUUCAAACACACAAUGAAGUCAGAUGCAGUUUGUAACAACGUGGUUGGUUUAGGCAAGUUUAGAGAACAAAGUUACAACAGGAAGGGUCAUGAGAAACAAAGUAUCAAAUCUCUUCACGAGAAGUAGAUUACUGGGGAUUAAUUAACGCCCGUUAUAAACGUCGGCGAACUUUACUCGUGCCGAAAUUAAUGGAAAUGGACCAGAUGAGACUCUCAAAUAACCAAAUCUGAAACCCCAAGUCUUUUUCGAACAGCAAAGAGUAAAAAAGACGAAGCACAGGUACCCCAAGCUCACAAAUGAGUUACGUAACAGAAAUAUUAUAAGAGUUUGUAUGGAAAAUUUGUCGAUCGUUAUUUAGCGAGUUAAAAUAGAAAUAAAAAUGCAUCAAAACUUCCUACCUUGUCUGCUUGUCUUGUUUGUGGUAUGUUCUUAGCAUUUCUGGCCGUUCCGCGUUCUGCGAUUUUAGCGAGUUGAGUUCUGUUACGGUAGGACUAAAACUCGCUAAAAUCGCGCUGGAAUGGCCAGAAAUGUUAAGAACAUACCACAAACAAGACAAGCAGACAAGAUUUUUGUUACGCAACUCACUCGUGAGCUUGGGGUACCUGUGGAGGAAGGAAGAUGAAUAUUUGAACUUUGUCCAGAUUCAUGAAAGACAGUUACUUAAAUUUGCAACCGAGUUUUUUUCUCAUCGUGACCAGUUUUAAAACGUAUAUUCUAUUUACCCAGAUGUAAAUAAGGUUGAUUUAAAUUUGAUAUUUUGGCAUACUUUUGGUUCCCGUUAUACCUAUUGUCUGUGGCCAAGUAACAUGUCGGUUAACUGUCUAGGAUUGCCUAGCCGCUUACUCGGUUAUUUUUGGCUGAUUAGUCGAUAUCAGUGUCAAUUGGAAACGUAGUGUCUAAGUACUAAGUUGGGCGUUUUCCUUCUAUUGUUAGGUUUUUCCCUUAACAUUUUCAACUACUUUAAUAUCAAUCAUAGUCUCAGCAGACUUUAGCAAACAGCGCAGAGGAUUUAUGUUUGACCUUGAGUCCAGUUUGAAAAUUUAGUUGCACGAAUGCUACGAAUCGCCCUUGUUUACCGCAGAAUGUGAACGUGACCAAUCGAAGCGUCAUACGAUCGUGUUGUAACUUUGUUGAAAUAUUAUCCAAGGUUAAUAGGCGGUUUUUCUUUGGGUGGGCUUGCGGGGCUUGGCGACUCCCAUGUGAAUGCGACGGGGAUGCUCGACGGAUAAUCAGGUCAGAUCAGAUCUCAGAUGAAAUAUCCGGACUGAUAUAACGACCCCACAAGCUAAGUGAUUGUAUCAUGGUUACAUAACAUAUGUUAAAACACAGGUACCCCAAGCUCACAAGCGAGGAUCGUUGAAUCGCUGUUGCGUAACAGAAACUUUACAAGAGUUUAUAUGGAGAUUUAAGCGAUCGUUAUUUAGGGGUCAAAAUAGUAAUAAUAAUUAAUCAGAAUUUCUUACCUGGUCUCUUUGUCUAAAUUUAUGGUGUUUUCUUAGCACUUUUGGCUGUUUCAGGACGAUUCCAGCGAGUUUUAGUUCUACCGUUGUUCGUUGUAUAAACAAUCGCCCUGAAACGGCCAAAAGUGCUAACUGAAACAGCAUAAACUUAGACAAGGAGACAAGGUAAGAAAUUCUGAUUAAUUGUUAUUACUAUUUUGACCCCUAAAUAACGAUCGCUUAAAUCUCCAUACAAACUCUUAUAAUAUUUCUGUUACGCAACGGCGAUUCAACGAUUCUCAGUCGUGAGCUUGGGGUACCUGUGGUUAAAAGAAGCAAUAGUGCCAUUUAUAGGGAGCUACGGUGACGCAACGAGAACGGCAAAAAAGCAAAAGGUUUAGAUUGGUAAAACAACAACUUUGCACGUGCAUCACGCUUUUUUGUACAUUUCUUUGCCGUCGUUGCACGACUACGACGAGACACUGCCUAAUUUCACCUAUUGUGGGGAACGUGAACACACGACAACGACCCUCUUUUUUCUUUUCCUGAAAUUUUGAUACAUGUACAGUCCUUUGCAAUUCAACUCCAGAAAAAUUCGCCAUCACUUGACGAAUUGAACGAGAUGGAAUAAGCGCGAUUAAGGUGGCUGAACACAGUUUUGGCAGUUUCUGAGUGUAGGUCAUUUGCGAGAUUGUGGCAGGAGAAAGGUUGCAGCUCACAAGCUAAAACUUGGCAAGUGAAAAAUAUACUGAUGAAAGAGUUUGACUGAUAGGAAAAAAUUUGACGUUUUCGUAGUUUCCAUGGCAAUGUGAACGAUUAAAUACAACCUUAAAAUUUCACCGUUACUCAGUUUACAUAAAAUUCUCUGAUUAGAUUUUCCCAUAAACUCGCACACAGCUUACUAUAAUUAAUCAUUACCAUUUGAAACUUAUUUGACCAAAUUUUAACAGAGGGGUUUUUAGAUAAUCAAUAAUAUAAUUCUACCAUAAUUAUUAAAUGUGUUACAAAAUUCAUCUGUUCAACUUCCAUUUUAAAGUUCUCAUCAUUUAAAAUACGAUAAAAGUAAAAAUUUUGCCAAAUAUCACAAAAUUUUAUAGAGUAGAUUUUGAGAAAUCGUCGUCUGUGUACCAAUGCUUUUUUCGCCGCCAUGGUUGUUUGUCUAAUUUAAAACACGUGCUACCGCUGACUGCCCGCAAAACUGUGUUCAGCCACCUUAAGGUUGAAGUAGCGCGAACAAAAUUUUUACUGACGUUUUCGUAUCCGUCGCCGUCGUUGUUGCUAAAGCUCCCUUGUAUGAAGAUAAGGAAGACGUGUCUCACUUUUCGCACUUGUACACACCAGCAUUAAGACGACUCUUGGUUAUUGAUUAAAUGUAANCCCCCCCCCCCCCCACCUCAAAUCGUGCAUCCUGACCAUUUUUUGCAUCAUAUUCCCCCAACAGAGAGCCUAAUUGUUUAUCAGUUUGUCCUUAAAAUAUCCUAGACAUGAAGAUUUCAGAGAGAUGUUUUAGAUAAUUCCCUUUCUUUGAACUACACAUUACCUAGUGCGCAUAUUAUUGCGUCUUCAAAGGUGGCGGUGAUUUUCACCGGUUGCCUAAAACGAGGUAAUUAAGGCCCCUUUUGUAGUCCUAAUGCUUUCAUAGCGAUUUUGAUAAUUCAACCCCGUUGAAAAGAUGUUUGUCUUGAAACUCGCUCCAGUCACCUCGCGCAAAAUGAUCCUUUGAAGCCGAAAUUGUCUUUUUUUGUUGACGUUUUGCGAGGAAACGAGAACGGUGAUCUCCCUAUUUUAUUUGUGUUUUUUACUCGCCAUGGCUACACAAAAAUAUAUAUAAAGAGGAAAACAAAUCUGGACAGUAGAAGUUUUUUUUAGGUAUAAAUGACUUGAAUUUCCGCAUUUAGAGCGGCCCCAGAGAAGUAAGACAUAAUGUGAAAACUGUCCAUUUCUCUACCUUUUUACAACAUCGGGUAAUUGCGACGGGGAUAUAAAAACGAGGUCGCAUAUUGUCCCUUAGCGUGGGUAAUCGUACAAAAUGGCUUCAGAAGUACGUUUCUGUGCAUGGAUGUCCCAAUACGUAUUUCAUGGUAAAAAAUGACUCGGUAUAUACAUCUUUCGCGAAUUCUACAUAAAUAAUCUAUUACUAGUUAAAGGACUGUUUCACGGCUGGCUAAUUCGUUUUGUUGAUAUAAUGCCAAUAAAGCGUCUUCAUUCGUUAAGGAACUUGAAAAAUUACUCGUGAAUACCUGUUACACAAAUGUGGCUCCAUAGCAUUAAAGCAAACGCUACAAGCAACAAAGACAAAUUUUAAAAAACUGUUAGGCUAACAAGUUUUCAAAAACCACAGUUGCAGUCCGUUUCAAUCUUUUUCCAGUUUACCCAUCCCUCCCCCCCUUGUGUAUUUUCUAUCUUAUAUAUUCCUCUUUGUAACGGUUUGAGCAUAGUUAGUUUUGCGUUUCACUUAGUUUGGUGGCAAUUCCGACUGUUUGAAUUUUGAAAAAUUUCGUGUCACAGCUCCUUUAAUUCCCCGACUUAGACACCGUGACGCAAACUUUUGGCCCCGUGGUUGCAAUUUAAAGCGACGUCGAUUCCAGCUGUUUCUGGUUUUAAACGCCUUCCGAUCCAGACGGCAGGGGGGCAGAAUAUUUCCGCUUAUCGCAAACGCCCAGUAUAUUCCAGUUGAAACAACUUUCAAAAGUUAAGGAAAGUUGCGUAAUGGGGUAGUUCUGUGCAGAACAAUGUUGCACGGUCAACGUUCUUCGUGCUCAACAAAAACUACACCAGUUUUUCUAUUUUCUGGUCACAAUUUAUUAACCAGAGCUGCUUUGUUCUCGUGGGAAGAUUUGAGCCUUAGCGUUCGGCUUGUUCACGCCUCAUGAUAGCUAACCAAUAGAGCGUUGCCAUAAACAACUACGUUGUGUUUAAAGGGAGGGUUUUCACAGGUUAAAGGAUUAACAGUAAUUAGUAUUUAAAUAAUUUAGAUUCUACUAGGCAAAUAUGUUUUCACGUACAUGUAGAAUUUGAUUACAAGACGUUUCUGGCUACAUAGGCAAUUACAGCAAUCUUUGUUUUGCCUUAACAAUAAGAUCUUAUUUUAGUUCGUGACGAGGGGCGUGGAGGGGCUUUAACCAUAAAGGCAUGAAUGAUCACAGAAAUCAAUCGUGUCUGAAAUUAAUUCGCAUAUGACUAGAUGAUGAUAUGGUUAAGUAACACGAACGACUUCCAUUUCGUUGCCUUUUCCAAGAAACUGGCGAAAUUCGCAGUUUGUUGAAAGACCUUGAAGUCCUCUUAUGCCUCAUUAACCCUUUAAGCCCCGAUAUCCACAUACAAAUUCUACAAACUGGUCUCCAUGCAUUUCCAUAAAGAAUAAGUUGAGAGAAUUUGAUAAAAGAUCAAAGCAUUUUCCCUUAGGUGAUCAUUUUAAUAAUUCUCACAACAUUUUCUCCUGAUUGUGUAUUGAUAUUGUUAGGGGAAAAUUGAUGAUGGUCACUCUUGGGGCUUAAACGUUUAAACUUAAGGACAUCCAAACACAUAACGUACAAUAACAUUUUCCGUCCAUCAAAUCAUUUACAUUCUGGAACGUGCAUUGAAGUUACUAGAACAGAGUAGCUCUCUUUGUUAAAAUGCGGAAAUGGGAGCGUACUCAAACACCCCAUACUCGCUGUUUUCUGCGUCUUGUGUGGCGGACUCUCCGGCGUCCUUAUCAGCUGAGUCAUAACCUGAUAUGCAAUAAGUUAAGAACCAGUGAAACUCAUACACCAUCAACACUUCCUCUAUAUUUUAUGCUGAAAAUCACCGGGGCGUCACAUUUCAUCUUUGCAAUGCUCUUAAUUCUGCUAAAAAUAGUCGGACAUCGGACAAUGUCCAACUAAAAUUGGCCGACUGUGCUUUCCUUGCUGGAGAAACAUGGAUUAGCACAGUCGGGUGGUACGCGGCCUUCUGUGUGAGCUCCAGUAUCUCUAUUUUUAUAUUUUUGAUGAUUUCGUCUCCGUUACUUCUUUACCUUGUGAGGGGCUAAUUGCAACCGGGAUUUAGUUGUAGCUACUUUCUUGUCUAUUAUUUAAUGUCUCUUUUUUGACAUAUUUUCCUAGUUAAUUGAUUUUAAUGGCGAAACUUAAUAAGUGAAGUAAAAUUAUGUUUCAUGUGUUAACUAAAUAGAAACUGGCGUUUAUUUCAAAGCCGUUAAACCCGCGCACGGUUUCAUCGGUUUUUCAUAGCCGUACAUCACUCCAAAAGUUCAUUAAAUCAUAAAGUUAUUAAAUAUAAGUUUGAACAAAACUUUAUAUUUGCGGCGUUUUCUCUGGCGUUUAAUCGAAAAUAUGCGCUUUUAACCUUAUGCGGGAGAGCUGUGGGUGAUGUUGUUCUUCUUGGAACUUCUUCAGAGGAGGGACGGCUACCUUCCCACAAAGCAUUGCAAUACCAAGUAUAUGAAUUCAUGCCAACUCUCGUGAGCCUUCGAGCUCGAAUAGCCUCUAAGAUGGCGGUUUAAGCGAAUCCAAACGCGAUGGCUGAUAUUGUUAAAGAGUGGUCGCUUUUCAUGUUUUAUUCACUAAGUUUCAAUCGAAGAUAUAAUUUUGAUACCUCAAACUUUUCCUAACCUUCUUCAUAUCACUGCCUCCAUUUUCCGCCGCACUUUUCAAAUGAGAUUCCACUGUCCAAAACAAAGGCAAACGCUCUGUCCUUGGCCACUGCCAGUAAAUACUCUCACCGUUCUCAAAAAAUAUAAUGUAUGUUAAACCCAAAACACGGCACGUUCACACUCAUAUUGAGCUUGACAAGUUCAUUUUAAUAUUUCAGUGGGGUUGGUCAGUUCUAAGGCACACUAAACAGUAACUGAUCCUCGCUAGUUUGUUGCUGUUGUUUAUUUCCUUUGAUAAGUGUUUUUGCUACCAAUUUAUGGCAACUAUGUUUAAUAACAUAAUGAAAGAACGUAGAGGGGAAAGAAAAGAAUCUUCUUAAAUCGGUAAAGUGACCCCAUGGACAGCAAGUGCUAAACGUAAGGCGGAGUAAUCUUUCAAGCAAGUAACACUGUUGCUAUUUUUCUAGGAUGUUUUGACAAAAUUAUAGAACCCUUUAUGUCUUGGCCAUGAGCAUUGUUACACAGCGCUGUUUUUAGUGUAAAGCUAUCCUCUUCCUGAUGCUGAUUUACCCUUUAAUUUUGUUGUUAUCAGACAGAGAGGUGGAAAUCCAGGGUGGAUAAUUUGACUCGACAAAAUCAGCAACUUCAGGAACAGCUCUCUGAUUUCAAAUCCAAGUUCAACAAACAGCAGGAGGAACUGUCGUCCACCCAGCGCCGACUUCGUGAACGAGAAUGGGAACUGGAGUCUCUUCGGCGAGAGCUCAACAGCAAGACUAACUCCGUGGACAAGAUACGAACUGAGAAGAUGGUCCUCGAGAAGGAGCUAAUCGUGUUGCGGGAGCAGAUGACCAGUCAGGUUUCCCAGGUGCAAGUUCUAGAGUCUUCACCCGACGACAUGGAAGCGUCAUUCCUACACGAGACUGUCUCUCAGCUGGAAAUAGAAUGCAAAAAUGCGGUGGAUGAACGAGAUGUGCUUCAAAGCGAACUCGCCACGUUACAAGCUAAGCUUGCUCGACUUCAGGACGACUGUGAUAGGUACCGAAGGCAAUCUGAGAUGGCGGGGAAAACAGGAAACUUGACCGUAAGCAGGUAUGAGGUGCAGGUGCAGAAUGCUGUAAAGCAGAGAGAUUCUUUCAAACAUCAGCUGGACGACCUCCGCGAGGAGCUCAAGAAGGCUAAAGACACCAUUUCCCGACUGCAUCGCGAGGUCUUGCAGAAUCAGAAUGAUGCAAACAAGUACAAGGAGGAGUCCAUCUUAAAGGCGCACAGAAUAGAAAAUCUUCAAACCCAAAACUCCACGCUGGAAGAGAGCUUAGAAACUGCUAAAUCUGAGUUGAAUAAGUCUCAAACAACGGUGGAUGUACAAUACCGGGAAUUGCUGAAGCUAAAAGAGAUGAUCACAAUGCACGAGAAAACCAUUCAAGAGUAUGAAGUCACGGUGAAGACCCUUCAUGACGAGAAGGAGACCACUGAAAAGGAACUAGUCUUGGUGAAGGGAAAGUACUCGAACCUCCAGGCGUCGCAAGGCAAACUUCAAGAACGCGUGAAGGAGUGGGAGUCAGUCGAGGUGAAGCUCCAAAAGAGGGUUAGUGAGUUGGAGACAGAGCUGGAAGUUCAAAAGGAAAGAAGCACUGACCAAGCUGAUGGGCAGUUAAUGAGUAGAAUGGAAGAUCUCCAGUCCAGACUUGACGAGUCGGCCAUGUCAGUGACAGAUCUUCAAGGACGAUAUAACAUUGUAAUAAGAGAAAGAGACGAGCUUCGGAAGGUUAUCGAAAAUCUCAAUUCAAAGAUUCUGAACACUUCUGAUUCCCUGCGGGUUGCACAAGAGGAGAAGGGAGAACUGGAACGCGCCGUCACCAUAGAGCGUAAUAAAGUAUCAAAAUUAGAGGUUCAACUGGAAAGCGUCACCAAAGCGAGAGACAGGUACAAAUCGGAGCUUGACUCGGAGAAGAACAAGUGCACCCAGCUAAAGAAAGAAUUAAUGGUGGUACAGCAAGAGCUGUCUGAAAGCAGAAGGGUAAUAGAACGACUCAACGGAGAUCUAGAGAAAAAAGACAAGAUGAUUAUAGAAUUUAAGUCUAAAGUGUCAUCUCUCGAGGCAAAGGUCGAUGGCUACCUUGAGGAAGAACAAAAACUAGAGCGAAGGAUCCAGAUGCUGGAGAAUGAAGCCGAAGAACUUCGUUCUGAACAGAUGGAGCUCCAGAGGAGAUUGGGCGACUCAGAGACUAACUACAAGGUCGCAGUGGAUGAGAAAGAUAGGAUAAACGAAGAUCUUCAGACUGUGUAUAAAGAUAUGUCAAAUUUACAAUCCAAUUUCAACAUUGUGGAGCAGCAGCGAAAUGACUUGGAACAGCAGCUUUCAAUGUUGAAGAACAAGAUUGCAAAACUUGAGGACGAACUAAGCAAAGUGACGAGGCAGAAUUCUGUUUUAGACGUAGAAGUGCAAGAGCUUCGAUCAACUAAGGAUAAGAAUGCAGAAGAUAUUGAAUCACUUAAAGGCAGAUUAACUGAUCUAAACAAACUGGCUGAAGCUUACAAAAAAGAGAUAGCUGAGAGGGACGACUUAAUCGAGCGACUUAGACGUGAACUAGCCGCGUUAACUUCUGACAAGGAUACCAGUCUUGCUGAAAUAAGCCGCUUAAAAACGGAAAUAGGCGUCCUUGAAGAAGAAAAUAAAAGGCUUAAGAAAGUAUUAGAUGCAAGUAAUGAGGAGAUCGCGCGUCUCUCGUCGUUAUACAGUACUGCAACACAAAGCAAAGAACUUCUGCAGACCGAUUUUGAAGUUGUUCAAAUGAAGGUGUCCGAUCUCGAGUCAACAUACGUGGAUUUCGAAGAGCAAGGAAAAGAUGCUGGAGCUCUGUUGGAUGAGGAGCGUGCGAGAAAUGUGGACCUGGAAAAAAAGAUACGCGAGCUUACCGAGAAAGUGAAAGAGUUAGAAAACCAGCUAGAUGGAAGACAAAGAGAACUUGACAAGCUGGAAAACGACAUGGACGUAGCCGAAGAAAAGAUGCUCACGCUAAAUAUUGAAAUUGAACAGAUUAAUGAGGAGAAAUCUAAGGAGUAUCAGAAACUACUGGCGACUGAAAGCAAGUUAAGGGAAGUCGAGACAGACCUUGAUGCUGCCCGAGAUGACAAAGACCAAGCUGAGAAAGAGCUUUAUGCUCUUCAAAAUAAGGCAUCAAAGCAAGAAACACAGCUCGAGACUUGUCGUAGACAGAUAACCCAAUUACGGGAUCAACUCGACGCUGCCAACAAGAAGCUUCUAGAGAGUAAGGAACGCUUCAUUCAAAUAGAGAACAAAUCGGCUCAACACGAGAAGUUUGGCGAGACGUUGAAUACCAUCAUAGGCAGAAAAGAUAAAACGAUCGACGAGUUGAAUAGCAAGCUUAGACAGCUUCAAGAUGAGUUAGACAAAACAAAACGGCAGUUGAACAAAAACAAUGUGACCUGCGACGUGCUUACGGCCGACAAGGAAGACCUGCAGAAGAGAAUUGCUGUCUUACAAGUGAGAAUUGAGGACAUGGAUCAAGAAAUAAGAAAUCUGAAGCAGAAUCGUCAAGAGCUACUGCGUGAUAUAAGUUCGAGAGAUCACAAAAUUACCAUCGCUGAGACUCAGCUUACAAGUGUUGCCAAGGAAAGAGAUCUCUACAAAACGGAAGGUCUUGCUUUCCGCGAGGACUGCCGCAAAGUGAAAGAAGAUCUUAUGAACACUAAGAACAGUUUAGUGGAGAAAGAUCGCACCAUAAACAACCAGGUUAAAGAGAUUCGAGACAAAAUUAAAUUGGCAGAUACUUUAAAUAACGCGAAGAAGAAUCUCGAAGAUGAGUUGAUAAGUUUAAAGAAAGACCUCGAGAGCACUCGUGUUUCCAGCCAAGAGCGGGUUAAAGAUUUGCAAGGCCAACUUCAGCAAGCAAACAUCAACAUAUCCAAGCUCGAGAUUACUGUGACAACGCUGGGCAGGCAAGGUGAAUUAAGUGAAAAAGACCGGAAGGAGUACGAUGACAAGAUUUUUGAAAUUGAAAAUUUGUACAAGUCUACUCAGGGCCGCGAAGCCGACUUAAGAAGUGAGGUUGAGGUCCGCACCACGAAAAUUGUGCAGAUGGAGACGGAUCUUAAGAAGUCACAAAAGCGAAUCUUUGAACUAGAAUCUGAGGGCACGCAGCUCCAGAGGAAAUUGCAAGAGCUGCAGAAAACGCGAGUGAGAAUCGAUAAAGAAAAAAGCGAUCUGAGGGAAGAACUCGUCAACGCAAACACCAGAAUCUCAGAGUUGGAGCUGAAAUCCGAAUACGAUGAUAAGGAGAUCGAUUCGCUGAAGAAGCAGCUUGGAGGAGCGCUACAGCGGACUUCAGGUGUGAGUAGAGACGACUACCUAAAGCAAGAACAGCAGCUGGUCGAACUGAAGAUAAUCACAGAGACAACUCAAGACAGGUUAAACGAGAAAGACAAUCUUAUACGUCAGUUGGAAUCAGCGAGAACCUACCUCGAAGAUCAGGUUGAUUCUUUGAAGGAUGCCCUCAAAACCGCAGAGGAGGAUGUCGAGAGGCUGAAAGAUGAGGUCGGGAGCCUACAGGGGGAAAAUAUCGAGCUUAACAGAGUGCUCAAUGAACUUCAGGGUCAGAUGAGAAAAGUGGCGUUGGAGAAAGAUCGCCUCCAAAACGAGCUUGAUAACCAAGUAAAAAAGGUGUCUUCCAUAGGAGAGCAACUGGUGCAGCUUACUAGAACCGACGAAACUAACAGAAACAAGAUCGCUGAGCUUCGGUCGUCACUUGACCAGAGUCGCGAAGAAAGCAUGAUUCAGAAAAAGUCCAUCACUGAUCUCCAAAGCAAGGCUGAUUUCCUAGAAAAUGACUUGAAUGGUAAGAACAAGGUUAUUGAUGACUUGAGACAAAUUAAGAAGACCUUAGAAGAUGAGAUUGACGAGCUACAAAAAGAACUUCGUGAGUUAAAGAAUUAUCACGAUGUUAUGUUGCGUGACAAGGAAGAUGUUGAAAAGAGUUACAAGUUGAUUUCAGAAAAAACAGCAUUGAUGGAAGACACUUAUGAAGGAAGCAAGGGAGACGUACGAAGACUUACAGAGCAAAUAGCUGUCCUGCAAGGAAAGCUUACUGACGCGGAGACCGAGAUCAGAGCCUACCAAGACAAGGAAAGGGACCUUCUGGAUAAAAUCAAGAGCUACCACACACAGGUGUCCAAACUGGAAUCAACGAAUGAAAUUCAGAAUGAAAGGAUCAUGGUCUUGGAACAAGAUGUGUCGGCGUUGAAGGACGAAAUCACGGCUCUCUUAGAUGACCGAGAUCGUGCAGUUAGGGAGCUACUCACUGUAACCAAGGUGAUGGAAGAAAAAACAACUCAGAUCACCCGCCUUCAGAAAGACCUUGAUGUUGCCAGCAAAGAGAAGGCAGCCAUGGAAGUGCAGCUACAGGAACAAGUUAACGUUGUGUCACAAAAUGAGACACAGCUCCUCAACGCAGAACGCCAACUUCAAGAGUGGAUGGUCCGUGGUGGUGAUGAGGCAGAUGCUACACCUAAGGACAGCAUCAAAGCAGAGAGAGACUCUCUUCAAAAAGAAGUGCACGCUUUAAGACACGAGGUGUCUUCCACGAAAGCCACGCUGGAUAAAGCUCAAAAAAGAAAGGAUGACUUGGAGAAGGAAAACUUCUCUUUGCGAAAGCAGUCUACAGAGCUAGAGAUGAAAGUGAAGGCGCUUGACCACGAAAACGAAGACCUUAAUCGUGAGCUAAUUAAAGACCAGAAGAGAAUAAGUGUGUUAGAGGGCGAUAUUCAUCGCCUUAACGUUGAAAAGAACACCCUCCUUGGUGAGCUGGAGAAAGCAAGAGGCGUUAUGGACAAGCAGCGAGAUGAAAACGCCAUUGUUCUCAGACAGAUCUCUGAGCUUCGGGCCAUUGUGGAAAACGUCGACAAGACCAUUGAAGAAAAGAACCAGCAGAUAGAAUGGUAUCAUGCCAACAACAAAACCCUUGAGGAAGAGGUGACGAGUCUUAAGCGAAAGGUAGCUUUAUACAGAGAAGACUACGAUAAAGCCCAGCACGAUCUAGCAGCACUAACAUUAAAGGUGCAAGAACUUGAGUCCAAAAUUGACGCUCUUAAACACAGCCUUGACCUCGCCGAGAACGAGAAGAACAAAUUGAGACAAGAGAAAGCUACACUCUUAACGUCCUUAAACGAGUAUAAGUCCAACUUUGCGAAUGCCAAGAGAGAGGUAGACAAGCUACAGAACGAGAUCCUUUCAAUUAACCGCAAGCUUACUUAUUUUCAAGCGAGGAAUGAAACUCUAGAGGAGGAGAAGGUCCGUUUGAAGAAAGAGAUAACAGAUCUCAAGCGGGAAAAUACUGAAUUGAGAGCACGUCUCAAUGCUCUCCAGGCUGACCGAGAUCGCCUGCAAAGUGACAUAACUGUUAUAAACAAGAAGUACGUCGAUAUACAAACAGUGCAAGCGGAUAAGCGAGAGAAGAAACCAACCGAUGCAAGUACACUCAAGAGACUGAAAGACUUGGAAGAAUCGUACCAGAAGAUUCUGAACGAGAAGGAGGACACAGAGAGGAGAUACCUGGAUGGGAAGAGGAGAAUAUCCAAACUUGAGUUGGAGCAUGGAGAUUCCAGCCGAAUUAUCCAGGCGUUAGAACACGAUGUUAUGUUGAAGGUCCAAAGGAUAUCUGACCUAGAGAACAGCCUCUCGGAGCUUCACGGACGAGAUGUAGUUGACGAGGGCGAUUACAAAACUCUGCGAAAGAAGGUUGUUAGCCUAGAACAAGAGCUUCAAUCAACCAAGAACAAGGUAUUCCGGCUAGAAGCCUACAAGACGUCCUAUGAAGACAAGCUUAAGGGUCUACAGGAGGAUUUACUCGCCAGUCAACAGAAGACCGCUCAGACGGAGACAAUGCUACAGACGAGUCAAGAUCAACUGAGCGCGCAACAGAAGGAACUGAUGGAGGCGCUAAAAAAGAUGGCUGACUGGGAGUCAGCUUAUAAGUCUGCUAACAACGCCAAGAUCGAGCUGCAAAGGACCUUGCAGACUUCUCAGAGCAAAGUCGUUUCCCUGGAAGAGGAAUUGCAGAAUCAGAUGAAAGCUAACGCACAGCUCAAGGGAUCGCUGGAUCAGAUUAGAUCCAGGAAUGAUAACUUGAGGCAGGAGAUCACUGUUGUGCAAAAGAAACUAAUAGACCAGCAAAAGUUCUAUGAAGAACAAAUCCGAGAACUUGUUGAGAAGAAGGCAAUAAUUGAGAGGCUACAGGAAGAGAACGAUUCUUUAGAAGGCGAGAAGACCGAAAUGAAGGAAGAACUCGACCGCGUUCGAACUGAACUCGACAAAGUGCUGAUGGAACAACGAGACACAAAGUUUGAGCUUCAGAAGCUGCAUAUACAGUACACUGAGCUGGAGGGUACUGUUCGGUUGCUGAACGACGAAAACGAGAGGCUUAAAAUGGAACUCGCUUCAGUCCAGAGACUCUAUGAUGAGCUAAAAAUUUCCCGAGAAGAGACUAUCGCCGUCCAGAGCGUUUCCACUGUAGAGGCAGCGGUUCCGGACAUGUUCUCUGAAGAACUGAGUGCUGAGUUUGAAAGCAUCAAGGUGGAAAGAGAUACCCUCAAGCGAGAAAACAAUGCUUUGCGAGAAAAAGCCACCGGGUUGGAACAUUCUCUAGAGGAAGUCAAGCAAGAAAGACGCAAACUCCAGGACAAGGUGCUUGAGCUGCAGAAAAACCUAUCUGAGAAGACACAGGAACUACAGAUCUUAACGGCCGAGCACAAGAAAGUUACUUUAGAGCUACAAGCUGCUAGGCGGCGCCUUGAAGAUCUUCAAGAAGAAGCUACAGAUUGGGGCCAAGAGAAAGACUUGUUGGUUAAAGAAGUUGAAUCUAUGCAACGAAAGCUCCAUGACCUUGUACUCGAGAGUCAGAAGGAAAAAGCCGAAGUCUCAUCUGAACAGAUAUUUUCCACUAUGGAGGCUGAUUAUAAAAAGCUACAGGAACGUGAAGGCGAGCUUCAGUUGGAACUUCUGGCCGCGUUGAAAAAGGUUUCUUCGCUCGAACAUGACUUGGAGACCGAAAAAGAAAAGAACCUGGGGCUAGAAAGUUCAAACCAAACGCUCGAAAAUAAAGUUGAUACCCUAAAACGGGAAGUUGUUGAAUAUCAGACGAGGAUCUCCAAGUUGGAGCUGGAAUAUGAACAUAUUCAGGAACGAAAUAUGGUACUUCAGCAACAUGUGGCUGAACUUGAAAGCCAAAUUGAUUCUGUCAAGGACUCGAGCAAGCUGUCAAACCAGGGCAGGUCCGAUUUAGAAAACGAGAUUACUUCCCUCAAGACUAAAGUAAAGAAAUUGCAGAUACAGAUUGAGGAAGAAAAGAAGAUAAAAGAUAACCUAAGAGCCCAGCUCGAAGAUUAUAAAAACAUGGGAGACAGCCAAUCGAGGGAUUUUGCUGGCCGUGUUAACGAAUUAAGAGUGGAGAUAGAAACGUACCGCAAAGAAAUAAUCGAAAAAGAACGCGUGAUCAAAGAAAUGCAGAACAGACAGGCUGAUCUAGAAGACGACAUACAUAGAGCACGGCGAGAUCUCCAGAGUAAACAGAUAGAAUGCGAUGAUUACGUAAAGGACCUCGAGGAGAGCAACCAACAAAAGGCUGACAUGGAAAUUGAGAUCAACACGCUUCGUGGACAAUUACGAAACUUUGAGAUUCUUGUCGAGGAGCACGAGAAGGACAAGGAAGAGCUAAGGCAGAACAUUAAUGAAGUUGUUGGCAAAAGUACCAAUCAAAGCAAUGACCUUAAGAAGCAGAUAAAAGACGCCACUAACCAGAUCGAAGUUUGUAAACGAGAGAUCAUUGAAAAAGAAACCAUCAUUCGAGAGCUUAAAGAACGUGUUUCUCAGGCGGAGCAUGAUCUCCACAUCACUAAGACGGAGUUAGAAGGCAAAGAGAAUGACUGUGAGGAUUACAUCAAAGAUUUAGAGGACACCAGAAAGGAAAAGUCUGACAUGGAGGUGGAACUCCUAGCACUAAGAAGCAAAGUUACCAAGUUAAAUGUGCUGAUCGAUACCGAGAAAUCCGAAAAGGCUCAACUUCAAGCACAGCUGGUGGACACUAGGAACCGCGGAGACGAAGAGUCAUCUGGUUAUGCGAAAUUCGUGUCUGAACUGCAAACGAAGCUUGAAAACGCUAAGAGAGAUAUCAGCGUUAAGGAAGACGAAAUUGAGCACUUGAAGUAUGAGCUUGAAGUCACAAGAAGAGAUCUUCUUUCAAAGGACGGAGAGUUCAAGAUGUCUUUGGAAAAAAUCGAGCAGAUUACCAAAGACAAAUCAGAAUUGACUGUUGAAAUAAUGUCGCUUCGGGAAAAAGUUAUUUUUCUUGAAGGCGACGUGCGGAAAGAACGAGUCGGUAAAGAAGGCCUCGAGAGGCAACUCGUGGAAUCCACUGCGAAAGGGGAGACUGAUGCUCAGGUCAUGAGUGAACAGAUUGUAGAAAUACAGACGAGAGUCGAAAGCUACAAGAAAGAAAUUAUUGAAAAAGAGACUAUAAUAGAAAAGUUGCGAUUCCAAACAACUUCCUUUGAGCAAGAGGUCGACCGUCUGAAGAGAGAUUUUUCCUCCAAGAAAAACGAAUGUGAGAGGUAUAAGCAGGACAUUGAAAGGCUUAAGCACGAGAAGGCAGACCAAGAAAUGGAGAUUAAUACGCUUCGCAAUACUAUCAACAGACUAGAGAUUCAAAUAACGGAACUUAGGACAGACAAAGAUAUAGCGGUAGCGCAAACCGAUGAACUGAAAAGUAAAGGUGAAAGCGAGGCGAGCUUAAUGCACGAACAAAUUAUCGAGAUUCAAACUCGCAUCGAAGAGUACAAGACAGAGAUAAUAGAGAAAGAAACGGUCAUUGAAAAGCUUCGUGUGCAGAUCUCAAACAACGAUGGCGAAAUCGAUAAGUUGAGGCGAGAGCUGGAUACAAAGGAGGUGGAAUGUGAAGGUUAUAUCCGGGAGAUUGAGAAGCUUAAUCAAGAGAAUUAUGAUCUCGAAUCCCAGCUCUCCACGAUUCGCACCAAGUUCGAAGUGUUGACGAAGCAGAUGAACGAGGCAAGAACAGAGAAGAGUAUGACGGAGAGUGAGACAACAGUGCUGCUUGAGAAGAUUACAGAGAUCGAGAGCAGAAUAGAAGUGUACAAAACGGAGAUCAUCGAGAAAGAAACUUUGAUUGAACGACUGCGGAUCCUAAACAGUUCUAAUGAGCAGGAUUUGGAAAGGCUCAAGCGAGAGCUCAGCAACAAGCAAGUGGAAUGCGAUGGCUACAUAAGCGAGAUUCAGGUACUGAAUCAGAAACUAGCGGAAUUAGACAUCGAGCUUAACCACAGAAACAGCCGAGUACUGAAGCUUGAGGGAUUCUUGGAAGACGAAAGAAAGGACAGGGAGGUGCAAAUAAAGAAUGUGAGAUCGUCAUUUGAGACUGACGUGACUUAUUUGAAACGUGAGCUGGAGUCCAAAAUAUUGGAAUGUAAUGGCUACAUCAAAGAAAUCGAAGAGUUGAACCAGGAGAUUUUCCGGCUGAAGGGAAUGAUGAGACCAGAGCAAGAGGUUGAUGCGCAUUAUACCACUUCUUACAUUAUGCCACCAAAAGGUGUUACAGUUACCAGGGAAGUCGUUGUACCCCAGCAGUCGGCGACCACAGAGUCCGCACAAUCUUCAACGUUCGGUCACACCGAAUUCAUGGUUGACGUUAAAGAGAAGGCGGUACCAUUGGAGGUGUCUAGCUAUCAAAUGAACCCGAAAAGAAUGGUUAAAGUGAAAAGUCCUUUCGAAACGCGUGCAAAUCAGACGAGUACGGCUAGCAGUUCAAGCACGGGUAGCACCACCACCAGCACUACAAAGAUAACCAGAAUUCAGACAGGCGUGACUCCAAUCCAGCGUUACCAGGUUGAUGAAGAUUCAGACAAGCCAGCCAUCACAGUCGUAAGUAAUAACGGGGCCACUGAUAACACUCCACCCAGCAGCCCUUUUAAAAUAAAACACUUGGAAUCCAGUUCCAGUCCUAAGCUAAACGUCUCGUUCGACCCCGCAUACCAAUCCAUGACGCCCACAACGUUAAAUGUUACAGACACUAGAAGUCAUACGUCAACAUUCAGCAGCAGUACUGUCAUGACUAAAAUCACCCAAUUGCAGACCAGUGCCUUGUACGCCCCCUCUUCCGGCUCGGAGAACCCCCAGGGUUCUUUAGAAUUUCGAGUCGUUUCCCCUAUAAACGGAAUCGAGGCAUCCCCCGAGAAGUUAGAAGAAAAAAGUCAAAAUGUCAUUUCGCAGGUCGAAGGAUCUUCUGGUCCAAUUCGUGUGAGAGUGGAGGCGGAGGAGAAGUUAGAAUUUGAACCGAUGCAGGUCACUGCUGAAGUGAAACCACUGCAGACCACUUCUUCAAGAUUCCAGACGUUCAAGACCCACUACACUACAAGCGGGGAGGGAGGCGAUAGUUCCUCUCAGGGGAGAACAAAUGAAACUGUCACGCGCACGAAAAAGGUACAAGAGAUUAAAGAACAGCGUGUUGAGUUCAAACGAGGAGGCAGUGGCAGCAGUCGUUCGAAGGAUUCCAGCAAAACGUCGACGCUGUAA
Molecule: messenger RNA, 24037 nt
Organism: Porites evermanni
Lineage: Eukaryota; Metazoa; Cnidaria; Anthozoa; Scleractinia; Poritidae
Source: the annotation of a GenBank genome assembly